AGUCGCACAUGCGCACUGAAGGGGAACUGAAGUCUCCGGAGCAAGUAUUCCUCUAACUUUCAUUGCAUUUCCUUACAGGAAAAAUAAACUAAUAGAAUUAUUAGUGACUCAGCUCAUUUAUUCCCCACUAAAUCGGACAAAUUUUGUUGUGGUUAAAACCCUAUCUAUAACAAUUGGGUAAAGUAUAAAAAAAACCCGAGACCCGUCCUCCUGAUUAAGUCUUUCAUCAUGGAAGAUCAGGAGUUCCGGAAGCUUCUGGUGCAGGUUCACAACUCCUUGAGCCAGAAUGAGAUGCUGGAGCUCGUGUUCCUCUGCUCUGAUAUUCUCAAGAAAGAUCUCAGUGAUGUAGUCACAGCCAGAGAUUUGUUUUCUCUCCUGCAGAAGCGUGACCUGCUAUCCUCUGACGAUUCAAGUUUGCUUGUUGAGCUGCUGAAGAUCAUCAAACGUGAUCAACUUAUCAGAGACCUGCAAUUAAAUCCACAACUCUCACGCAGUCGUGUCUCCCCCUUCAGGCGGAUGUUAUUUGAAUUGUCAGAGAACAUCUCAGAUGAUGAUCUGCGCAAUAUAAAAUUUUUGCUGAACAAUACUUUACCCCGCAGGAAACUACAGCAAAAUGUGACAGUACUGCAGUUGUUUCUGGAAAUGGAGAAGCGAGGCUACAUGAGUGCAAAUAACCUUGGCACUUUAGAAAGCAUCACUGAACCUGUAUGCCCUAGUUUAAAGAAAAUAAUCAGUCUUUAUCAAAAGGAGAACGGUUCUAGUGUUCCUGAAGAAAUGAAAGGCAGGGACAAGUCUGAUUCCCAGGACACCUCAGUAACCACCAGACCAGAUCCGCCUGAGGACACUGCUGCAUACCACCAAGAAGAGCCCCCCUCAUAUUUGAGUCAUCCACUGUGCACCGAGGAGCAUUCCUCAGGUAAUGCUGUACAAGAACACGUUGCUCACUUGCGUCUUUCUGAAACUCGAAACCUCGCCGAAGGUGACAGGAACCUGAGCUUUCCUGAGCCUAACCAAAAUAACACACCGAAGCUGGAGCAAUAUGACAUGAGUGGAGAUUGGAGAGGAUUCGCCUUGAUCAUCAACAACUAUGAUUUCUCAAAUUGUCAAGAACUGAAGAAUAGAGAGGGGACAGACAUAGAUGAGAAGAGUUUAGUUGCUGUACUCCGUUGGCUGGGGUUUGAAAUUGUGAAAAGGCAGGACUGCAAUAGGGAGAGCAUGCUGGAGGCUCUGGAUGAGCUGCGCCGGCGAGAUCACACUCAGGCUGACUGCGUGGUGUGCUGUGUGCUGACUCAUGGCUGUGAGGGUGGCGUGCAAGGGGUGGAUGGAAAGACAGUCUUGCUAAGGGAGCUGAUGGAGCUGCUUGAUGGCAUUCAUUGCCCUUCCCUCCAACAAAAACCCAAACUCUUCUUCAUCCAGGCCUGUCAGGGUGUUCACGAGCAGCAGGUGGUCUUCCUUCAGUCAGAUGGUCCUAAUAACACCUCAGACGUGGAGUUCUUCUGUGAUGCUGAAGUGCCCAGAGAGUCCAUACCUGCAGGGGCUGACUACCUAGUGGCCAUGGCGACAGUGUCAGGCUGUGUCUCAUUCAGAGAAAAAUCUAAAGGAUCCUGGUUCAUACAGUCACUGUGUAAGAACCUCGAACAGCUUGUGCCAAGUGGUAUUGAUCUGCUGUCCAUCCUGACUAAAGUGAACAAUGAUAUGAGCAAGAAGGCUGACAGAACUGGAACCAGAAAGCAGAUGUCAAAGCCAGAAUUCACACUGACUAAGAGAAUAGUGUUCCCUAUACCAAAAACCCCUAUGCCCCCCUGAAUCAUCAUUUAUCUGAUUACUUUAUCUGGAUUCCUAUGCACAUGUAUGCAAGCUCUUACUCAAGACCUUUAGGAACUGUUUUUUUUUAUUAUUUUUUUUUAAAUGGUCAUAGUUAUAUAUAUUUUAAUUAUUUGACAUUUUAAGGCCGGAUGAACGCACACACCACUGACAGUUUAUGAAAGACACGACAGCAGUAGACAACAGAAUUGUACCACUAAUUGUAACAUGUGCCAUACUUGAACUACCUUCAGUUUACAGUGCAUUACAGUACAUUACAUUUGGGUUUGCCAUCAUGAAUGUGGAUAUUAAAUGUAUCUAAGUGUGUUAAACACCAAAUUAAAUUAGGGGUUUAACAAUAGUGCAAAUGUGAUGAGAGGAUAUUUUAUAUAUUGCCUAUUUUUAUGGAGAAUAUAAAACAUUUUUCAAAUCUAUUUUUUAUAUUGGGUACAUAAAAUGUAUUUCUGCUGAGUUCAGUAACUCAGUAAACAUCAUACUGAAAGACUUUAACUGUAGCCCUUGUUUGAACCCUAUAUUUUAGAUACCGCUUGUAAAGUAUGUCUGAUUGUUUUUAUAAUACUUUGUUAUCCAGGAUGAAUUAAACACACUCCAAUUCUGAGCUCAGGUUACUUUACAGUAUGGUGUUUCGCAUGUUCUCCCCAUGUCAGGACAAAAUGUUUACUGAAGAUGAAUGAAUGAUAAUAUGAUGUGUAAUGUUAUUAUGGGAAAUCAAAUCAAGGUAGCCUAUUUCUCUCUUGAAAUUAAGAAUAUAAAUUAAAUUGAAAAGAAA
Ictalurus punctatus (channel catfish) is the source of this 2593-nucleotide messenger RNA. RefSeq names its product caspase 10, apoptosis-related cysteine peptidase (gene casp10). Lineage: Eukaryota; Metazoa; Chordata; Actinopteri; Siluriformes; Ictaluridae. Gene Ontology annotation, molecular function: cysteine-type endopeptidase activity; protein binding. The record is from RefSeq and is a predicted model, not a curated record. Gene Ontology annotation, biological process: proteolysis; negative regulation of extrinsic apoptotic signaling pathway via death domain receptors. Bases 229 to 1806 code for a protein of 525 amino acids. The transcript has 12 exons.